Molecule: messenger RNA, 3140 nt
Organism: Pseudophryne corroboree (corroboree frog)
Lineage: Eukaryota; Metazoa; Chordata; Amphibia; Anura; Myobatrachidae
Gene: PARVB
Product: parvin beta
Exons: 13
Coding region: 200-1300 (366 amino acids)
Biological process (GO): establishment or maintenance of cell polarity; substrate adhesion-dependent cell spreading; actin cytoskeleton organization
Cellular component (GO): actin cytoskeleton; cytoplasm; lamellipodium
Molecular function (GO): actin binding
Source: RefSeq, a predicted model, not a curated record
CCUGGGCUGCGGGGUGUGUGUCAUGUGGUAAUCAUCACACUGUUCCCGGGCUCAGACCCCCUCCCCGGCCGGCACUCCAGUCUCUUCCAUUGGAGGCUGCUCAGAGCACGGCCCCUUCCUGCCUCCCAUGAUUACCAUCACAUGAGGGGACAAUCCCUGCUCAGCCUCCCAGCCCGCAGCACUCACAUCCCGGGGGAAGAUGUCAGGCGGCCCGGCCAGGUCCCCCUCCCUGCAGCAGAGCCAGAGGCAGAGGAAGGACGAGUCAUUCCUAGGCAAGCUCGGGGGGACCCUGGUCAGGAAGAAGAAAGCCCGAGAAGUGACUGAUCUCCAGGAAGAGGGCAAAAAUGCCAUCAACUCCCCCAUGUCUCCGACGCCCAUUGACAUCCACCCGGAAGACACCUUGCUCGAGGAGAACGAGGAACGUACUAUGAUAGACCCCAAUUCCAAAGAAGACCCCAAAUUUAAAGAACUUGUAAAGGUCCUUAUAGAUUGGAUUAAUGAGGUUCUGGUGGAGGAGCGGAUCAUCGUGAAGAAUCUGGAGGAAGAUUUUUAUGACGGGCAAGUUCUGCAGAAGCUUCUAGAAAAACUGGCGAACCGCAAGCUGAACGUGGCCGAGGUGACGCAGUCUGAGAUCGGACAGAAACAAAAGCUGCAGACCAUCUUGGAUGAUAUACAAGAAUUCCUGAGACCGCAUGGAUGGGCCAUACGGUGGAACAUUGACUCAAUCCAUGGGAAGAACCUGGUCGCCAUCUUGCACCUGCUAGUAGCGUUAGCCAUGCAUUUCCGGGCACCUAUCCGACUUCCCGAGCAUGUCUGCGUGCAGGUGGUGGUUGUAAAGAAGCGAGAGGGUCUCCUGCAGACGGCUCAUGUGACGGAGGAACUGACCACUACAACAGAAAUGAUGAUGGGGAAAUUUGAGCGCGAUGCGUUUGACACCCUGUUUGACCACGCCCCGGAUAAACUGAGUGUUGUUAAGAAGUCACUGAUUACAUUUGUGAAUAAACAUCUCAAUAAGCUGAACCUGGAGGUAACGGAGCUGGAUACUCAGUUUGCAGAUGGGGUUUACCUCGUCCUUCUAAUGGGACUUCUCGAGAACUAUUUCAUCCCUCUGUAUAACUUCUACUUGACCCCAGAAAGCUUUGAUCAAAGGGUGCACAAUAUCUCCUUUGCCUUUGAGCUCAUGCAGGAUGGCGGACUCAAGAAACCGAAAGCCAGGCCUGAAGAUAUUGUUAAUCUGGAUUUGAAGUCCACACUGAGAGUGCUGUACAACCUGUUUACAAAGUACAAGAACAUGGAAUGAGGCGGCCGCCACUUUCUAUCUGUCCUUGGUGCCUUAUCCCGUGUAUGUAAUAAAUCUGUUACAGGUCUCCGACCUCUGAAACUGAGAGCUUGCUACGGCUUUUCCUGACUUGCGGAAAAAUCUGAAAACUUUUUGGGUAACUUUUUAAAUAAUAAACUAUAAACCUUAAUCUGGCAGGGCAUACUGGGACUUGUAGUUUCAUAGUGAAUCAGAGCUACGGGUCACCUCGUAUAUUGGAGGAUGGUUUGGCAAAUUCCGAAGCUCCAGCCGUUGGUUGAUUACACCCAUAACACUGUAGGCAACAGCUGGAGAAGUCCUCACCCCUGUGUUAGGUCUGGUUGGAUGUCCUACGCAAGUAAAUACAGAUUUUCCAAUUUCCAUUCGUUUGAACUUGAUGUGGUUCACAGAUAGGACUUGACUAGUCACUAAUGAGUUUUUAAAGACUUUCAAAUGAAAUGCACCCUCAUUGACACUGAAUGGGUUAAUAAUGCAUUUAGGAACCUGUAAAAAAAUAAAUUUUUAUGAAUCGGUGACAUCCUUAUGACACGUAUUCUCAUAUCCAGAAGACGUUUCUCUCCUGUGGCCUUAUUGAGAGAUCAGCGGAGUGUAUUUACUAAGUUUCAGGUUGUAAAAGCCGGCUCUUCCAAUCGUAUUUAUGCCCAAAAUUUAAAAGGACAAUGAUUUUACUAGCUAAACAUGACUAGCAUAAUUGCCCUUUUAAAUUUUGAUCUGGAGCGCCGGCAUUUAGAACCUGACUCUUAGUAAAUACACCCCCAGGAGUUAUUGACGUGACUGAGUUACCUUGUUUGUUAAAUCGGUGUACCCAUGAAAUAAACACAUUAGAUAUAAACUUUCCAAUCAUCCCAUUUUACAGGUGUCUAUUUACCCAUGUACUAUUUUCUUUAGGGCUAAGAGCUAAACUUUAGCAGACUACAAGGUGCUAUAAAGUCCCGGAGGGUAUUACAUUUAUUGAUCCUAGUCAGUGACUUGGGAUGUGGGAUGAUUUUCACCAAAAUAUGGUAGCCUGCGCCCAAUAAUAAAGCCAGACAAAAAUGUAUUACUGUUUUCAGGGUUUUGUUCCACUUUAAAUGGACACUAACGGCAUGUAAAUAAAUUCAUGACGUAAUCUUCAGCAUCAAAGAUUUAUUGAACUCCAACUUAGCGGCUCCUCCAGUAACUAAGGGGCUGAACUCGCACUGGACUGUAUACCUCUUGGAGACAUAUUGUCACUACUAGGCAGCUGUAUCCAAAUUUAACAGACUGACGCGUUUCACAACACUCCAAACUCUGCUGAAAACCAAGUCCCCUUCAGCGAUGGCACGGUAUUACCGUGGUAAAUGUGCUACGUUAUCACCGGAUUUCACGUUACAGAUCCGUGUUACCAUUGUAAUCCAAUGCCAUUGUUACAGAAGGAAAUCUGUACUUGGAGAAUGUAGUUCAAAUACUUAAAUAUUUAUAAAUAAUUAUUAUGAAAACUUGAAUUUCUAUUUGCUCUAUCGCGUUAUAUAUAUAUAUAUAUAUAUGUGUGUGUGAAUUGUCUUGUUUUUUCCUCCCUCUGGUAAAACGGAAACUGUAAAUUGUGAACUGGACGGCUUUAGCCAGAUUAUACCAAAAAAAUGAGGUGACUGUAUUACAAAUGUAAUGUAUUACUAAUGGACACGUUCCUGGUGAAAACAGAUGCCAGGGUGACUAAAUACUUCUGUAUUGUUUGUGGAUUAACCUUUCACCUGCUAUUAAUAAUACUGUUCUUACCUUUUGUAUUAAACGUUCUUGUAUUUAUUUCUCAUAAAUUCACUGGAAUUUUACUGAUAAAUUCAUUAAAAUGUGACGUUCAAGGUUA